This is a messenger RNA of Oncorhynchus mykiss (rainbow trout), 1611 nucleotides long. It is a transcript of the gene il2rc2, whose product is annotated as interleukin-2 receptor gamma chain-2. Gene Ontology annotation, biological process: cytokine-mediated signaling pathway. Gene Ontology annotation, molecular function: protein binding; cytokine receptor activity. NCBI's taxonomy places the organism in Eukaryota, Metazoa, Chordata, Actinopteri, Salmoniformes, Salmonidae. The record is from RefSeq and is marked provisional. Gene Ontology annotation, cellular component: external side of plasma membrane.
GAGGAAGACACAUUUUGACAUGAAGAUGGUUGGAAGCUGGUUGUUUCUCCUCGUCUCUCUCCAAGGAUAUGAGGCUCCCUCCACCCCCAAUGUAAACUGUCUGAUCAUUAACCUGGAUUAUGUCAACUGCACCUGGAGUGAACAGGGGAGUCCAGAGGUCAACUACACCUUCUUCCACAAAGGGUCCAUCAAAAGGAAUAUGGAGGAGUGCACAACAUAUCUCCAGGAGAAGAGUUAUGCUGUGGGAUGUAGACUGUCCUAUGACGAGUCUGACAGGUUUAGAACACUGACAACCAAGCUGGUCCAUCAGAACAACAGUUAUGUGCAGGACCAUAACCUGAAAAGCAUGGUGAAGCUUUACCCUCCUGUCAACCUGUCAGUUGAGAUGAACAAAGACCCACAGCUGAAUCUGUACUGGAACAACAGCAAGAACCCCUUCUGUAUUGAGAGUGAAGUUCGCUACAGAAUAAACAGCGACAAGUGGAAGACAUCUACUCCAAGCAAGGAACAGAAGUAUGCUGUGGCUUUCCCGUUAAAGAGCAGUCGGUAUGAGUUUCAAGUGAGAGCACGAGUAAACGACAUGUGUGGCGAGUCCGAGUUCUGGAGUGAAUGGAGUCAGCCAAUUCAAUGGGAUUUCAUGAAGGGAAAUAACAUCACAGACAUAUCUGGCAGCUCAAUGUCUGUGUGGAAGCCAGUGCUGUCAUUAGUGGGUACCAUGACACUCUUCAUAUUGGCCUGCAUGCUGGUCUACAGGGAAAGAGAACGACUGAGAUUAAUCCUCAUUCCCAUUGUGCCUAAUCCAGUCAAGAACCUGAAGGACCUUCUUGACAAGGACACUGUAGAGGCCUGGCUUCACAUCUCCGAAGGUGUUUGCUUCCAGUCUAACUUCACUGAGCUUGCCUGUCCUGUUCGUGAGUACAGUCUGGUUCCCCAAACUGGCAGCGUCAGUGAAUCUGAGAGCAACCUCUCCAUCCCAACAGACCAGUCAGAUCUCCUGUCCACGUGUUCCUCCUUAGCUUCCACUUUUCCUGCCACAAGUGAAAAUGAACAAGCUGGUAUUGAAUGAUAGUUCCAAAGGUCUAAUAAUGCUUUAUAAUUUGUUUUACAAUACAAAACAUCCACAUAUAAACUACAACAUACAGACACACACAAAUAUCCACAACAUCACCCCUGCCCAGACAACACCUCCAGCAUCACUCUCUGCCACAUGUGCCACAGGUACUGAAGGAUUUUGUUCCAACUAGGCACCACGCCUGACCAACUGAGCUAAUUGAUUAGUUCAAUGAUUGCCCAAAUUCAACACACCUGAUCUUCCAACUCAGUUAAAUCUAAGACAUGAUCCAGGACCAGGGUUGCCUACCCCUGGGAUACUGAAUAAAUUGUUAAGCCAGACAAAAUGUAUUCACUGUUUAAUGGAUUUUCCCCCCAGAAAAGUGAGGCGAGUGAGCAAAAAAAGAACAAACUGGUGGAUAAGAAAUAACAGCACUUUAUCACAUUGUCCUAGGUGCUUGUGCAGGUUCUAGGCCUAAUGUGGCUUCAAGAGUCAUUACAUGCGAAAAGAAUGCAGAUGUUACAAUGUUGUUAUAACCAUGAGAAAUGAAACAAUGGGAA